AUGCCUACCAUAGGUGUCGACAAGUAUAAGCUCUUCGAAGCCCUCGGCAAGAAGUUCACCACCGAAGAGUUCGACGAUCUCUGCUUCGACUAUGGCAUCGAACUCGAUGAGGACACCGAGAACCAAGAACGACCCGUCGUCAAUGGCGUACAGGAACCGCCUCAGCUCAAAAUCGAGAUCCCCGCCAAUCGAUAUGACAUGCUCUGCUUCGAGGGCAUUGCCCUCAACCUCAAUGUCUUUCUGGGCCGGAUACCACCGCCGAAGUACAGAAUCGUGGAGCCGAAGAGUGCGGACGAACCAACUAUCGUGGUGAAGCCAGAGACAGCUCAGGUUCGACCGUUGGUCGCAGGUGCCGUGCUGCGCGGCAUCAAGUUCGACCAGGAUCGCUACAACUCCUUCAUUGCCCUGCAAGACAAGCUCCACGCGAACCUGGCCCGCAACCGAACCCUGGUCUCUAUCGGAACACACGACCUGGAUACCGUCAAGGGCCCAUUCACCUACGAGGCACAGCCCCCAAGAGAUAUCAGCUUCCGACCCUUGAACCAGGAGAAGGAGAUGAACGCUGAGGAGCUCAUGAGCUACUACGAGAACGACAAGCAUCUUGGUCGCUUCCUUCACAUCAUUCGCGACGCUCCUGUCUACCCCGUCAUCUAUGACGCGAACCGUGUCGUUUGCUCGCUGCCACCCAUCAUCAACGGCGACCACUCCAAAAUCACCCUCAACACCACAAACAUCUUCAUUGAGAUUACCGCUACCGACCUCACCAAGCUCCAGAUUGUCACCGACAUGAUGGUCACAAUGUUUUCAGAGUAUUGCACUGAGCAGUUCACAGUGGAGCCCGUCAAGAUUGUCUCUGAACACAACAACCUUACUCGCGUGACCCCUUCCCUCAAGCCUCGGGUGGCGCAAGCUGAGGUUGAUUACAUGAACAGCUGCACAGGACUUGGCGAAUCUCCCGAGGGGCUUUGCAAGCUUCUCAGCAAGAUGGCUUACCAUGCCAAGCCCUCGACUAGCGACAAGAACCUCCUCGACGUGGAAGUGCCUAUCACUCGCCCGGAUGUGCUUCACCAGUGCGACAUCAUGGAAGAUCUAGCCGUCUGCUACGGCUUCAACAAUCUUCCCCGCACCGCACCCAGUCGCAGUGCCACUGUCGGUGGUCCCCUCAUGGUGAACAAGCUUAGCGAUAUCGUCCGCAUUGAGGCUGCUAUGGCAGGCUGGAGCGAAGUGAUGCCCCUCAUCUUGUGUAGCCACGAGGAGAACUUUGAGUGGCUGAACCGGAAAGAUGAUGGCACAAAGGUGAUCCGCCUCGCCAACCCCAAAACCCUCGAGUACCAGGUUGUCCGCACCUCGCUCCUCCCAGGUCUUCUCAAGACCAUCCGCGAGAAUAAAGGCCACAGCGUGCCCAUCAAGAUCUUCGAGGUCUCUGACGUCGGCUUCAAGGAUGAGUCACUCGAGCGCAAAGCGCACAACGAGCGCCACUUUGCCGCUGCCUGGUGUGGGAGGAACAGUGGUUUCGAGGUGGUCCAUGGCUUGUUGGAUCGCGUGUUGUCAAUGCUGCGCACCGCGUUCUUGACAAACGAAGAGGGACUGCAUGGAAAGAGCAUAGACUACGAGGUCAGGGAGAAUCCCGGCAAACCCGACGGCUACUGGAUUGAAGAGUUGAACGAAGACACCUUCUUCGCAGGCCAUGCCGCUUCGGUUUAUCUGCGGUUGGGCGGCAAGGAGCGUCGUAUCGGUGAAUUCGGUAUCUUGCAUCCUUCAGUGCUGGAAAAGUUUGAGAUAAGAUACCCCGUCAGCACGCUCGAGAUAAACCUAGAGGUUUUCCUAUGA
Messenger RNA from Emericellopsis cladophorae, 1830 nucleotides. Its product is annotated as Phenylalanine--tRNA ligase beta subunit-like protein. The transcript has 3 exons. The record is from RefSeq and is a predicted model, not a curated record. Gene Ontology annotation, biological process: phenylalanyl-tRNA aminoacylation. Gene Ontology annotation, molecular function: RNA binding; phenylalanine-tRNA ligase activity; ATP binding. The coding region runs from base 1 to 1830 and encodes 609 amino acids. Gene Ontology annotation, cellular component: cytoplasm; phenylalanine-tRNA ligase complex. NCBI's taxonomy places the organism in Eukaryota, Fungi, Ascomycota, Sordariomycetes, Hypocreales, Bionectriaceae.